AGGCCGGGAAGGCAGAUCACAUCAGCAAUACUUGCGAAUCUUGCGAUCUAUAUUCAAGAACAUUCAAGUUGCUGCGAAAAACUGUGAAGUUCAGUGCCAAAAUUAUAAGUGUCGCGAUCUUAUUUUUACAUCGACACCAAGAACAGUUACGUAUUUCUACAUUAUACUUGCGAUUCAAAAGGACUAUUUAAAAAUCCUUCAAGUAUAUAGCGAUUUCUUCGAACAGUGCCAAAUAACUACCUAUCUAUUUUUAUUAGUGUACCUACGUUUCAUAAUUACAUCAAAAAUAACAGGGAUCGGCAAUACAUGCUUGCGACGACGGUAAAUAUCCAUCACGAAACCGUUCAAGAACAUUAUCUGAAGAUUUUCAUCAAGUAUUGUAUCGAUUGCUGCGAAUUAUCAAGAAAUACCUAAUACCAACUUCAACAUCCAGAGACAUUUUUUAUUCAUUUCUGCGAGUCACGCGUGGAGCGGGAACAAUUGAAGUCCAGUAGUGCCAACCUUCCGAGCGUUCGUCGAGGACAUCGGGAGCGUGUUCAUGCGAGUGCGCUAUUUUUUGAGCCAAUUAAAAUUCGGCGGGUCGACUUCGUCGCAUCUCGGAAGACGCCGGCUUCAUUCUGCGCUGUCAUUGGUCGAUUUUAAUUUACAGAAAUUGAAUAAGAUAAUUCUAUUUUUAGAAACUCCAUUUUGUUUUCACCUUGGUUUUUCAACUUAGCGUCGUGCUUUCAUAAAACUAAUUUCAAAGCAUUUCAACAAUUUUAUGCAGUUUUGUGAUACUAAUAUAGUAGUACAGCGAAAAUACAAUGGAGGAAUUAAAAAACUUAAGUGUUUCUCGUGGAUACAUAAAAGUGAUCCGUCAAACGUUGGCUGCACUCGAAAAUCUGGACGCCGACGUAGCAGCAUGGGACCUUCUAUUGCUGGGCAUUCUCAAGAGGAAACUGGAUGCGUAUAGUGCACGGUCGUAUCAAUUUGAUCGCGAUGAGGAGAGUGACCCGUCUGUAAAGGACCUACUGAAUUAUUUAGAAAGGCGUGCGCGUGCUCUAGAAGAAACCACGACCUCGGAGCAAGCCGAGCUGGGUACGCGCAGGGCUUCCACCAUGCCCUCAGCGAAAAAGGUAGCGUUGGCGGCGACCAAGACUUCACUGGAAUGCGCAUAUUAUUCUUCUGCCGCUUGAGGAGACACAGCAACUGACUGCACACAAUGGCCUAGCUGAUCAGCAACAAUCGUCGCUCCCCUGCGUCCUGAAUACCAAGCUUGGCCAUGUCGUUGCUGGCCCGUUGGCUGCUAACUUCAUUAAACACCAGGUUGUAUCUCUCGUUUGUGCUAAGUGUGACACAGAAGUAAGUGACAGUAUCAAGAAGUUUUGGGAGACGGAGAGUGUUCCGGAAUUGCUAAUAGAAGGGGAUUCAGAGCAAGAGUUAGCUGAAAAUAUCUUCACUAACUCAGUUAAAUUGGAAAACAAUCGAUUUCAAGUUGACUUGCCAUUAAAAUUAGAGUCUAGCAAUAUAAAUAAAACCUUAGGCAACUCAUUUGAUU
Molecule: messenger RNA, 1537 nt
Organism: Pectinophora gossypiella (pink bollworm)
Lineage: Eukaryota; Metazoa; Arthropoda; Insecta; Lepidoptera; Gelechiidae
Exons: 3
Coding region: 804-1175 (123 amino acids)
Source: RefSeq, a predicted model, not a curated record